Gossypium raimondii (Peruvian cotton) is the source of this 1242-nucleotide messenger RNA. RefSeq lists its product as uncharacterized. The transcript is spliced from 2 exons. NCBI's taxonomy places the organism in Eukaryota, Viridiplantae, Streptophyta, Magnoliopsida, Malvales, Malvaceae. The record is from RefSeq and is a predicted model, not a curated record. The coding region runs from base 1 to 1242 and encodes 413 amino acids.
AUGUGUAAACGGUUUGAAGAUGGCUUGAAUGAAGACAUCAAGCUUUUAGUCAGGAUACUUGAACUGAAGGAAUUUGUUAUCUUAGUCAAUAGAGCACACAAAGAUGAGGAGCUUAGUAAAGAAAAGAGAAAAUUCAAUUCUGAGGCUAGAGAUUCAAGAAAGAGAUCAAUGAGUAAAUCAUAUCAUUCCUCGUCAAAGAAAUCGAAGGAUUUUCAUAACUGUUUGACUGCUUCAGUGGGGUAUUUCAACAGAUAUCGUGGAAAGCAACAUGGAAGUACUAAAACUCAAGCCAGUUCAGUAGCGAGUGUAGGUAGUGUCAGGGCAAACAAAUCGGACUGUCAACACUGUGGAAGAAGGCUGAGUAAUAAAACUGCAAGAGGCAGACCACCUCGAAAUACUAGAAAUGUGAAUAGUAGAAAAGGUACUACAAAGGAUUCUACUGUGAGAUCCGAGGCACGAGCACCAACCAGAGAUUAUGCAAUUCGCGCUCAUGAGGAUGCAUCGGCACCAGAUAUUAUCACCAGUACUUUUUCUCUUUAUGACACUGAUGUAACUACUUUAAUUGAUCCUAGAUAUACCCAUUCAUAUGUCUGUACAAAUUUAGUGUCUAAUAAGAGUUUACCUAUUGAGUCCACUGAAUUCGUGAUUAAAGUAUCGAACCCCUUAGGUCAAUAUGUCCUAGUUGAUAAAGUUUGCAAGAAUUGUCCUUUGAUGACUCGGGGAUACUAUUUUCCAACUGAUUUGAUGCCUUUACCAUUUGAUGAAUUCGAUGUGAUCUUGGGUAUGGAUUGGUUAACUCUAAAUGAUGUUGUUGUAAACUGUAGACGAAAGACUAUUGAAUUGAAAUGUCAGAAUAGUGAAAUUCUUCGUACUAAAUCCGAUGAUUCGAGUGGAUUGCCUAUUGUGAUAUCGGCUAUGCUAGCUCAGAAGUAUGUGAGGAAAGGUUGCAAUGCUUGCCUUGCUUAUGUACUGGAUACAAAAGUGUCUCAAUCGAAGAUUGAAUCAGUGCUAGUGGUUUGUGAAUAUCCAAAUGUGUUUCCAGAAGAGUUACCUGAGUUGCCACCGAUCAAAGAGGUUGAGUUUGCUAUUGAGUUAGUACCGGGAACAUCACUGAUAUCGAUAGCUCCUUACAGAAUGACUCCUACAGAGUUGAAAGAGUUGAAAGCUCAGUUCCAAGAAUUAACAGAUAGAGGUUUGCACGACCGAGUUUCUUGCCCUGCGAUGCACCAGUUCUAUUCGUAA